This is a messenger RNA of Crotalus tigris (Tiger rattlesnake), 2190 nucleotides long. It is a transcript of the gene FAM8A1, whose product is annotated as family with sequence similarity 8 member A1. Bases 77 to 1219 code for a protein of 380 amino acids. The transcript has 5 exons. Lineage: Eukaryota; Metazoa; Chordata; Lepidosauria; Squamata; Viperidae. The record is from RefSeq and is a predicted model, not a curated record.
CUUCAGAUAGCGGCGGGGAAGGGGGGGAAGGGGCGAUUGUCUGUCAGCGUCGGGGCUCGGAAAGACACCGGCCAAGAUGGCUCAGGCCCUUCGCCUGCCCCCGCGGCCAGUGACGUCAGCGUUGCGGGGAGGAGAGCCUGUUCCAGCGGCCCGUCUCUCCUUCGCCUUCAAGCGAAAGCAGAGGCAAUUUGCUGACGGGCUUGGGCUUGCGCUUGCGCAGUACAGAAGGCAGGUCUGCCACAAGCGCGGGCGGAGAAGGCUUUCGGGCCGGGCCAUGGCAGAGGCGCCGAGGGAUGAUGAUGAUGGCGGCGGUGGGAGCGGCUCCCGGGCCCAAGAAGAAGAGGCGAUCAGCGCGGGGGAAUACUCCAGGCGCGUGCAUCAAUGGCUCUGGGACUCGUACUGCGGCUACCUCAGCUGGCAGAGCGGCCUGGCCGCACUCAUGGCCGGAGCCGCGAACGCGGCGGCUUCGGUCCCGCCCCCCGGCGCCUAUUUCUACAGCAGCAGCAGCAGCCCCUGCUAUCACCUCCUGGCCACCUCUCCUGCCCCCGAGGCCGGCUCCGCUCCGGCCCGCGAGAUCACGGCUUGGCCGCCGCCCGCAGUUCGACACGGGCCCCCGGCCCAGCGCCCCACUCCUCCCACCGUCACUGCCCCCGCCGGCAGUUCCCGGCGGGAGCCUGGCCGACCAGCAGGUCGUGAAUACAUAAUCCCAUCUUUGGCUCAUCGAUUUAUAGCAGAGAUGGUGGAUUUCUUUAUUCUUUUCUUUAUCAAGGCGUCAAUAGUUUUGAGUAUUAUGCACUUAAGUGGAAUAAAGGAUAUCUCAAAGUUUGCUAUGCACUACAUUAUAGAAGAAAUAGACGAUGAAACUUCCAUGGAAGACUUGCAAAAGAUGAUGAUAGUGGCCCUUAUCUACAGAUUGCUGGUCUGCAUCUAUGAGAUUAUUUGUAUUUGGGGAGCUGGUGGCGCAACACCUGGGAAAUUUCUGCUAGGCCUUCGAGUUGUGACAUGUGAUACAUCAGUACUUAUAGCGCCAAGUCGUGUAUUGGUGAUUCCAUCAUCUAAUGUGAGCAUAACAACGUCUACAAUACGAGCUUUGAUCAAGAAUUUUUCUAUUGCUUCCUUCUUUCCAGCAUUCAUUACUCUGUUAUUCUUUCAACAUAACAGAACAGCAUAUGAUAUUGUAGCAGGGACUAUUGUAGUAAAAAGGCAUAGUCUCAGAUGAUACUCAAGGACACCUUUAUUCCACUGUUCAAAUAUACUGGAGCCACUUUGCUGGAUUGCUGAAUCUCAGUCAAGAACAGUGCCAAUUACAACAUUGAAUUUGCUUUCUUCCAGAGGUGCAAUAAGUCUCGGGGACCGGUGCUGAACGGAUUUAAGAAUAUUUAAACAGAGCCAGAACGCUCAAAAUCUUCAAAAGUCAUUGGCGGUUUCAAAGGAAUAGUAUUUCUCUUAUGAGAGGAAUACUAAUUCUGCAUCAAAAGAUAGAUUUAUUUUUAUGAACAACUGAACUAUUGUCAUUAUUGGAGCAACCAAAGCAAUUACAGUGUUUUUGAGAGAAAUUUACGGAGAACUGUAUGCUUUUGUUUUGGUGGAUUUGUAAGUGUUUGCUACUUAUAUAGAAGCCUUAUCAUUAAUUGCUCUCACAACCAUUGUAUUUUAAAUACUGAAGAGAUUUCUGUACAUGCAUGAUGUGAGUAUCUUGAACAAAACACAGAUUCAACAUAUCAGAUAUUAUGAAGGCAAGUAAAACUAGUAUUAAUUAACAGGUAAAUACCGAGAGCUUUGGCAGUACUGCUAUAGACAACCAAGACGAGUUCAAUUUAAUCCCUGCUUUGGAUGGUUUAUAAAUUGUUUUAUUACUCUUUUCCCAUCUUUUCCAUAAACUUACUUAAACUUUGGAGUUUUCUAUAAAAGCAUAAAAAAUUUAAAGCUGUAUUUUAUUGUGUAAAACACUUAUUUCAGAUGUAUUUAGCAACAGUCAAACUAAACUUUGAAUAAACCAGAGGAAAUGUAUGCAUAACCUUUUGCACCAUUUUAUAAGAAAAUGAGGUUUCUUAUUUUAAAAUAAAACACACGAUUGCUAAAGCAAUACAAAUAGUGUAAAAAUGUAAAUUGAUACUCUUAUUUUAUCUGCCUGUGUGCCUGGGUCACUUAAAUUAUACUUACUAAAUAAAGCCUAUUUAUUUUGCAUGA